AUGUCCAUCAAGACGGCAUAUGUGACUGGUAUGAUUUCUGUUUCCUUCCAUGAGGCGUUCAGUCUUCGAUUCUGACUGUCCCUAGGCGGCGCGAGCGGUAUAGGCCUGGCGGUCGUGCAAAUGCUUGCGACAAGAGGGUAAGUUCCAAUAUGUGGCGGUAUGGGUGGGUUCCUCACUAAGAGCUCCUAGCGUGAGGGUUGCUAUUGCCGACCGCAACUUCGCCGGAGCACAAUCCGUGGCCUCUACGAUCAAUGGCGCUAUUGCCGUCGAAAUCGAUGCUAGCGAUUGGGACUCCCAACUCGGAGCUUUCAAACGAGCUCUAGAAGAGUUCAUUCGCAUUGAUUACGUGUACGCCGUAGCCGGGAUAGGUGAACGAAAAUGGAUCCCAAAUGAUCCACAUGCUGUCGACUUCUCCAGACCGGACAUGUCUGUAUUGGACGUCGACUUGACGGGUCCGUUAUACACCGCUGCUUUGGCUAUCCAGCAGAUGAGACGACAAGCGCCAGAUGAAAAAGGUCUUCGAGGAAAAAGUGGGGUCGAUCUCAUCCGUUAAAUGACCAUGCCUUUUGCUAAAAACAAUGCAGUCGCGAUAGCAGCAUCGGUCUGUGGCUUUUAUUGCAUACCGAGUGAGUCGUUCGUCCAUCUCGGUCUGAACAGAGAAGCUGACCGUCUCUACCAGCAUUGCCCCUUUACACAGCAGCCAAGCAGUGAGUCGUUCAACGCAAGACUUUGAACGUAGACGCUAAAUCAUGUGCGAUAGUGGUGUCGUCGGCUUUGUAAGAAGCUACGGCAAACACCUGCCAACCGAAGCGAUCACGCUCAAUGCAGUAUGUCCGAACAUUGUGAAGACCAAUAUCUCCACAAAUGCAUUUUACGACCAAGUUGAGCCGCUCAAUCUGUUGGUGCCAAUGAGCUCCGUGGUCGAGGCAUUUGAACGAUGUCUUGAUAGCGAGAUAUUGGGUGAGACACUUGAAGUCGAGACACACAGCGGCAUCAUUCACCGGUCAGCUCCUGAGCCGCUCGACAAUGCGGCUGUAGAGAGUUUGGGGAUGUUGCACAGGCGAGCAGCUCCGCUGCAUGAACCAACCGAAUAG
Lecanosticta acicola is the source of this 1094-nucleotide messenger RNA. The record is from the annotation of a GenBank genome assembly. Lineage: Eukaryota; Fungi; Ascomycota; Dothideomycetes; Mycosphaerellales; Mycosphaerellaceae.